AUGGUUCAUUGUAUAGUGGUUGGAUGUGCUUCUAAAAGCGGAAAAAGUCGUGUUAGCUUUCAUACAAUACCCAAGAUUGUAUCAAAUCAAGGAGAAGAGCACGAAGAACUCACUAGAGAGAGAAGAAGGCGCUGGAUUUCAGCAAUAAGUCGAGGCGAUACAGAGACGAAGAGAAUCCUCGACAGUGAACGAGUAUGUGGGUUACAUUUUGUGACUGGAAAAGCUGCAGCCUCUUGGGAUAGAUAUCACAUCGACUGGGUGCCAACUCUAAACCUUGGAAAGCCACAAGCGAAGCAGCCUACAGUCGAUAAACAAAAAGAAGAAGCGAGUUUGAAGGCUGAAAGGGCCAAGGAGCGCAGGAAGAGAAGCAUCGAGCGUCAACAAAUCGAAGCAGCUAAGAAGAGAAAAGAGCUGGAACAAACUGGUCUGACUGUGCAAAACAUAGAUUUUGCUAUUGCUAGCACAUCUACUGAAGAUGUUUCAGGCCUAGACGCUCAUUCUAACGAAGCUUGUGGCAGUACAAGUUAUGAAUAUUUUGACGGCGACGAGACAGAGAAGGGAAUUCAAACAGUCGUCCACGAAAUGAUUGAUCGUUCCACUUCAACGGAGGACUUUGAAGUAGUUUCUGAAGGCAGGAGAAAUAGAGGAAUGCAGACUCAAGAAUUCAAUUAUUUGUUUAAGAACUCUGUAUAUCAAGCUCCAGAUAAAGACUUCUUCCAAUCUCCAGAUAAAGUUCGUUUUUACACUGGAUUGCCUUCGUUUGAUAUACUAAUGGUAGUGUUUGAACAUGUAAGCCCGUACGUAUCACGACGAUCAGAUUUAACCAGCUUGAACAGCUUUCAAGAAUUUAUCAUUGUUUUGAUGAAGUUACGGUUAAAUGUACCAUUUCAAGACUUCGCAUACCGUUUUGAGGUGUCCUUAACAAGUGUGUCAAGGGUAUUCACCUCAUGGAUACAUGCAAUGGACUCGAGGCUGUCUUGCUUCAUUCAUUGGCCUGCAAGGGAACAGCUGUGGAAAACUAUGCCAAUGUGUUUUCAGUACACCUUUGGUCGUAAGGUUACUGUAAUAAUUGAUUGUUUCGAAGUUUUUAUUGAGAAACCAACAAACCUUAUGGCCAGAGCUCAGACCUUUUCUUCAUAUAAGAACCACAACACUGUUAAGAUUUUGAUUGGAAUCACACCCCAAGGCACUAUCUCAUUUGUUUCUGAGGCUUGGGGAGGAAGAACAUCAGAUAAAUUUCUGACUGAGAACUGUGGAAUCCUAGAAAAAUUGAUACCAGGAGAUACUAUAAUGGCAGAUAGAGGAUUUACAAUUUCUGAGAGUGUUGGUUUGAAGCAAGGAAAGCUAGUGAUUCUUGCAUUCACCAAAGGAAAAGCUCAGCUGCACCCAGUAGAUGUAGAGCGUUCAAGAGGCAUAGCGAAUGUGAGGAUCCAUGUGGAGCGAGUGAUAGGUCUACUACGAAGGAAAUAUACUAUAUUAGAAGGAACACUCCCCACUAAAUUCUUGAGUUGUGACCAGAACGGUCCCACAGAAAACCAGGUACCCAUAAUAGACCGUAUUCUAAGAGUUUGUUCAGCCCUUGUAAAUUUUUGCCCAUCAAUAGUACCACUUGAUUAGCUAGUUUAAAUGAAUUUUUAUUGUUUUCUAAGACAAUACCCUGGUGGAAAUCUUUCCCAGAAUCCUAGUAGAUAAUGGAUCUUUAAUCAUCCUAUCAAGAUCCUGUGGGACUCUAAGACUUUGGUAAAUCCUAAUCCUGGACAGAAUCCUGUUUGGGAUCCUGAUAGAAUCUUACAGGAUCCUGGAAAAUAUUUUCACAAGGGGAGUGCAAGAAUUAUGUACUAGACUAAAGAUCAACCACUUACCUCUGGCCAAAAUACCUAAAUCCAUUUUUGGACUACUUGAUUACUUUCAGCAUAUACAUUGUUGCUAUUGUAAAUAAUUAUUGAUAUUUAUUAAUAGAGUGGUUUUCAUUAACCUAUUAAUACAUUCUGAGGUAAUAUACCUUAAAUCCAUUUGUGUUCUUUUAUUUGUACAGCUACUCACCAUACUUUAUAUCAAAGGUUAAUGUAAAUCAUUCUAACUAAAGCAAUAGCACUGAAACUGUGAAACAAGGACUAACUAAAAAGUACAAAUAGUACUAAUUAAGCAAUAGAAAACAAAGGAUUUUGCUACUAUUUGUCUCUAUAGUUAAUAGUAGACAUAUUUUAGUUAUUUCAUGGUUUAAGUGUUAUCGCGCUAUUGGACAAAAUUAUUUAGCUGCUUAUCAGGUGAUCUAAAACAGCAAAGAUACAUGUUAUGUUAACAAAAAGUUUUUUUUGUAAACAAGUGUUAAUCAUUUAAAAAUCUAUGAUGUAAAUGCAUGUCUAAGUUGGCAAAUAACAAACUCAUAGUGACUGGUUUUAAACUAAAAAGCAACAACAAGAUUGUUGAAUUUUUUAAUCAAAUAUUAUUUAUAUAUCUAAAGUCAUCUUGCACAUUGUCAAUAUAAUAUUAAGAACAGGAACAAAAUAAUUUCAAUAUUUAGCAAAAUUAUUUCAAAACAUGACAAUAUUGCUUAAAUUCAUAUCUCUGGUAAAUUCGAUGGCAAAUUAUUGUAAAUUUUAUGUAUCAUUGUGAAUGAUUUCACAUUAUUUUACACCAAUGGACAUGCAAAUAUGUUUUGUUAUUUACAAAAUUCAGUGAUUUUUACUGCAUUUAGAUUGAAAACAAUUUAACUGCAAAAUAAAAAGGAUUAAAUAUU
Molecule: messenger RNA, 2740 nt
Organism: Nematostella vectensis (starlet sea anemone)
Lineage: Eukaryota; Metazoa; Cnidaria; Anthozoa; Actiniaria; Edwardsiidae
Exons: 1
Coding region: 1-1617 (538 amino acids)
Source: RefSeq, a predicted model, not a curated record